Alosa alosa (allis shad) is the source of this 6373-nucleotide messenger RNA. RefSeq names its product CLIP-associating protein 1-B-like. Gene Ontology annotation, molecular function: kinetochore binding; microtubule binding. The coding region runs from base 335 to 5068 and encodes 1577 amino acids. The transcript is spliced from 41 exons. Gene Ontology annotation, biological process: mitotic spindle assembly. The record is from RefSeq and is a predicted model, not a curated record. Lineage: Eukaryota; Metazoa; Chordata; Actinopteri; Clupeiformes; Clupeidae. Gene Ontology annotation, cellular component: spindle microtubule; mitotic spindle; cytoplasmic microtubule.
AAAUCUGCCGAUGCAGUGACGUGCAGUAUCUGAAGAGGCCUCCUGUUCGCCCCUACCUGGUCCUGCAGAUGUCUUCUCUGCCACUGACUCUGCAGCACAGAGCCUGGACAUCAGGAAGCCUCAGUCAAACAUCUCCUCUAAUGCGCAUGACCACCAUUUCCAGAACUGCAACUCCACUUUGUGGCCUCCUGCCUACCCAGCCAGUGUUGGGUAGACCACUUGGCAUAAAACUUUUUUGGCCGCCUUUGGCCAUACUCACCGUUUAGCUGUUGCUUUUUUCUUUUUCUUUUGUGCUUGUUGCCUUGAACUGCUGGCCCACUGCUUGGGACUCAGCAUGGAGAAUAUGGAGCAAUGCGUUUCCCAGGUGAUGCAGAAGGACCUAGGCCGGCGAUUACAAGUCGGUCAGGAUAUUAUAGACUACAUCUUGGACAAGCAGAGAUCCCACGACUUGGAACAGGAUCAGACUCUGCUUGACAGAAUGGCGGACAACAUUGCCUCGUCAUGGGUCAAUUCCAGUAAUUUUAAGGUCGCAUUGCUGGGAAUGGACCUGUUGUCAGCCUUAGUUACCAGGUUGCAGGAUCGGUUCCGUCCCCAGAUAGGAACAGUCCUGCCCAGUCUGAUAGACCGCUUGGGGGACGCCAAGGACCAGGUGAGGGACCAGGACCAAACCCUGCUGCUGAAGAUCAUGGAGCAAGCGGCCACUCCCCAGUACGUGUGGGAUCGAAUGUUGGGCGGAUUCAAACACAAAAACAACCGGACCAGAGAAGGAGUCUGCCUCUGCCUUAUCUCCACCCUUAAUUUAUAUGGAGCCCAAGGACUCACCCUCAGCAAAAUUGUACCUCACAUAUGUAACCUGUUAGGAGACCCAACAAGCCAGGUUCGUGACGGAGCCAUGAACUGCUUGGUGGAGAUCUACAGACACGUGGGGGAGAGGGUCCGCAUGGACCUGGGAAAGAAAGGCCUUCCCCAGUCCCGCUUGAAUGUAAUUUUUAGCAAAUUUGACGAAGUCCAAAGAUCGGGAAACAUGAUUCUCUCCUCUGAUAAGAACAUCGACGAUGACGACUCUGUGGACGGGGGCCGUUCCUCGUCCUCUAAGGGGGCGUCGUCUGUGCGACGGCCAGGAAACACCGGCUCCAUGCGCCGGCCUAGCUCCGCCUCCAGCUCCAAAUCCACAGGUAAAGAGGGUGGCAGCGCUGGGGCCGUGGAUGAGGAGGACUUCAUCCGUGCCUUUGAGGACGUGCCCACAGUACAGAUCUACUCGAGCCGUGAGCUGGAGGACUCCAUGAACAAGAUCAGAGAGGUCCUGUCAGACGAGCGUCAAGACUGGGAGCACAGGGUCACCGCGCUGAAGAAGGUACGCUCAUUGCUGCUGGCCGGCGCUGUGGAAUAUGAGGGUCUCUCUCAGCAUUUGCGUCAGAUGGAGCCGGCCUUCAAGCUCUCGGCCAAAGACCUGCGCUCACAGGUGGUCCGAGAGGCCUGCAUCACGCUUGGGCAUCUGUCCGUGUUGCUGGGUAACCGCUUUGACCACGGCGCGGAGUCCAUCAUGCCCACGCUGCUCAACCUGGUACCCAACAGCGCCAAGAUCAUUGCCACGUCCGGCAUGGCUGCCGUCCGCAUAAUCCUGCGCCACACCCACUACCCUCGCCUCAUCCCCAUCAUCACCAGCAGCUGCAUCUCCAAAUCUGUGGCCAUCCGACGGCGCUGUUAUGAGUUCCUGGACCUGAUCUUACAGGAGUGGCAUACAAACGCUCUUGACAGGCAUGUUGCAGUGCUCAGUGAGACCGUCAAGAAAGGAGUCCAUGACGCAGACUCGGAGGCCAGAUCUGUGGCCAGAAAGUGCUAUUGGGGUUUCCAUGGCCACUUCAGCCGGGAGGCGGAGCAACUGUUCCAGGCUCUGGAGCUGUCCUAUCAGAAGGCUCUUCAGUCCCACCUAAAGGGCUCUGACAGCGUCAUGUCCCUCCCCCAAUCAGAUCGCUCCUCUUCCAGUUCCCAGGAGAGCCUCAAUCGGCCGCUUUCGAAGAGCAGCCUUGGAGUUGGCGCAGGCAGAACUGUGAAGGCGGUUCCUUCGCGAGCGACUCCAGGCUCCUCCUCCCUGCAACGUUCCCGUAGCGACAUCGAUGUGAAUGCCGCAGCCAGUGCCAAGUCUCGCAUGCCCUCAGUGCCCAGUGCUGCCCCCUUCAGUUCCGCCAACGCACUGCCCCCCGGCUCCUACGCCUCCCUAGGUCGUGUACGUACCAGGAGACCAAGUGCUGGCAGCACAGCAGGAAGUGUCACCCCAGCCACAGACAGCAGGGGGCGCAGUCGAGCUAAAGUGGUGUCUCAGUCUCAGCGAUCCAGAUCUGCUAACCCCACAGGCAGUGCGGGCAGUCGUUCCAGCUCCCCCGGUAAGCUGCUCGGUCACACGUACGGGCGUAUCCCUCGUCCCACGGGAACCGCAACGCCGUCGGACGGCAGGCGCAGCCGCAUCCCCCGCAGCCAGGGCUGCAGCCGCGAGACCAGCCCCACACGCUCCAGCUCGGUGCGGGUGAGUCGUAUCCCGCGGCCCAGUGCGAGUCAGGGCUGCAGUCGUGACACGAGUCGCGAGAGCAGCCGUGACACCAGCCCCGCCCGUGGCUUCACCCCGCUGGUGUCACGGCGUCAGUCCCGCUCCACGAGCGCGCUCACAGCGGCCGACCCACUCGGCUACUCAGACCGCUUUGGCCUGGCCCACCAGGCUCGGAUCUCGGCCUCCGUUAACGCCAUGCGCAUCCUCAACACAGGCACUGAUGUGGAGGCGGCUGUGGCAGACGCUCUGCGGAGGCCGAUGCGGCGUCGGUACGAGUCUCCGGGGAUCUACUCUGACGACGACGCCAACAGCACGGCCAGCGUCGGCUUGCUUCGAGCGGCGUUAGACGGCGGCUCGGAACGCAGCGGCAUGCCGCACUACAUGCGCCAGACGGAGGACGUGGCCGAGGUGCUGAACCACUGCGCCAGCUCCAACUGGUCGGAGAGGAAGGAGGGCCUGCUGGGCCUGCAGAACCUGCUCAAGAGCCAGCGCAUCCUCAGCCGUGUAGAGCUGAAGCGGCUCUGUGAGAUUUUCACCAGAAUGUUUGCAGACCCACACAGCAAGAGAGUGUUUAGCAUGUUCCUGGAGACACUGGUGGACUUCAUCACGCUGCACCGUGAGGACCUGCAGGACUGGCUCUUCGUCCUGCUCACCCAGCUGCUGAAGAAGAUGGGCGCCGACCUGCUGGGCUCCGUCCAGGCCAAGGUCCAGAAGGCCCUUGACGUCACCAGGGAUUCCUUUCCGUACGAUCAGCAGUUCAACAUCCUGAUGCGGUUUAUCGUCGACCAGACUCAAACACCCAACCUCAAGGUGAAGGUGGCCAUCUUGAAGUACAUCGACUUGCUCGCCCGCCAGAUGGACCCCACGGACUUCGUGAACUCCAGCGAGACGCGGCUGGCGGUCUCGCGCAUCAUCACGUGGACCACCGAACCCAAAAGCUCCGACGUCCGCAAGGCGGCUCAGAUGGUCCUGAUCUCUCUGUUUGAGCUGAACACCCCGGAGUUCACCAUGCUGCUGGGAGCUCUGCCCAAGACCUUUCAAGACGGAGCCACCAAGCUCCUACACAACCACCUCAAGAACUCCAGCAACGCAUCACAGGGUUCUCCCAGUAACACAGUUGGCCGGACCCCUGCUCCUCGCCACCCCAGCAGCCGCACCAGCCCCCUCACCUCCCCCACCAACUGCUCCCAUGGGGGGCUCUCGCCCAGUCGGCUUUGGGGGGGCAGCUGGAGCACUAACGGCCUUUCUAAGCACCCCCCUCCCUUCCCUCCACCCUCCUCCUCCACCCCUGCCGCUCCCUCCACUAGGGGUCCUCCCCGCCGCGCUUUCUCCCCCAGCAUGAUGGAGUACGACACAGAGAACAUGAACUCGGAUGAGAUCUACAGCUCGCUGCGCGGCGUGACCGAGGCCAUCCAGAACUUCAGCUUCCGCAGCCAGGAGGACGUGCUGGAGCCCGUCAGAAGGGACGGCAAGCGAGACGACCCGGCUGGCGGUAUGGCGUCGUCAGGGGCGGAGCAGCGGGUUGGCAUGGACGUGGUGGAGAGCGGUGGCGGUCGGACGGCGCUGGACAACAAGACGUCUCUGUUGAACACGCCGUCGCCGCGCUCCUUCAGUGGCCCGCGCGGGCGCGACUACAACCCCUACAACUACGCGGACACCAUCAGCGGCUACGACCGCAGCGCCCUCAAGGAGGCCGUGUUCGACGACGACGCCGAGCACUUCAGAGAUGGUCGUCGACAGCAGGAAGGUGGUGAAAAUAAGAUCAUGCACCCCAAAGCCUUCCCAACAGGUGCAGGGCAGCAGCUGGAGCUGGUGGGGGACCUGCUGAAGGAGCUGUCCAGCUCCAUGGGUGACCGGGUGGAGGAGCGGCGGACGGCGCUGCUGGAGCUGCUCAAGGUCACGCGGGAGGACUGCCUGGCCGUCUGGGACGAGCACUUCAAGACCAUGCUGCUGCUGCUGCUCGAGACACUCGGGGACAAGGACCACACCAUUCGUGCCCUAGCGCUCCGGGUUCUGAGAGAGGUCUUGCGGAACCAGCCUGCCCGCUUCAAGAACUAUGCAGAACUCACCAUCAUGAAGACCCUGGAGGCCCACAAGGACUCCCAUAAAGAGGUGGUGCGUGCGGCGGAGGAGGCCGCCUCCACCCUGGCCAGCUCCAUCCACCCAGAGCAGUGCAUCAAGGUGCUGUGCCCCAUCGUGCAGACGGCCGACUACCCCAUCAACCUGGCCGCCAUCAAGAUGCAGACCAAAGUCAUCGAGCGCAUCGCCAAGGAUUCGCUCAUCACACUGCUGCCCGACAUCAUCCCAGGCCUGCUGCAGAGCUAUGAUAACACUGAGAGUAGUGUGCGCAAGGCGAGUGUGUUCUGCCUGGUGGCCAUCUACUCUGUGAUCGGAGAGGAUCUCAAGCCUCACCUGGCCCAGCUCACGGGUAGCAAGAUGAAGCUGCUGAACCUGUACAUCAAGAGGGCCCAGACCACCAACAGCAACAGCAGCAGCUCCUCAGACGUCUCUUCUCACAGCUAAAGACCACGCCUCCAAUCCUCCAAUCACCUUGGCACCCCACUCAGACGUCUCGUCCCACAGCUAAAGACCAGUCCUCCGGUCACCUCACCGCUCCACUCCGCCACUUAGCACCUCCCUAAUGUCACACACCCGCCCAUAAGGCUUUAUCUACACCCAGAGGUUCCGAUCAUAAGCAAGACACUUUAUCCCGCUGAAAUUCAGUGUAGUUUGUCCCUCUGUCUAGCCCAUCGGUAAACAGUGUUUUAGAUUGUUGUUUUUUUUUUUUCCUGAUUUGGAAAUUCUGUUAACUCCACUCUGUUUAUGAUUGCGUGGGUAUUUCAGAAUAUGGUGUUCUAUGUUUUCUUUUGUUUGUUUAUUUUUAAUUGUUUGUUGAAUGUAAAGGGACUCUUUGGGUCUCCAUGACUACGCUGCCUCGUGGCUCUCCAGAACAUUCUGAUGUGAGAUCAGUCAUCUUGGGAACAGAGACGCAUUUAUGGGCAUUUAAAGAUUUUACUGUAAGUGUUAAAACUCUAGAGGAAAAAAACAAACAAACAUGCAAGUCUGUGAUGAAGUCUCUACUUGAUCUUUUUGUUUUCACAUUGCCCAUGGAAGGUGAAGAAGAAACUGUGAAUUUCUAGGGCAUCGUUCCUUCUCCGUCUCCCAUCACAGUCACGAUGUUUGUUGUCGGUUGGGAGUGUACAGUCGUGGCGUGGGUGUUUUCAGUUACAAUCAUUCACUUUGGGUUUGUUUAUGUGUGCUAGACUGUCGGAUCAUUGUUUGGCAGGGCCAGUGAUUUACAUUACAAAAUUCUGAUUUGACCUCUCGGAGGUCAAAGGUGAAACUUGGAACAUGAGGAAGUAGAGACUUUUCCAUUAUUUUUCACAAGGACCACUUAAUUUUAUGUGAUUUCAUUCUUUUAUUUUUUUUGUUAUUAAGGACCAGAUUAUGUAAGAAGGUUGAAUAUAUAAAUAUGAUUGUGUAUCAGAUAGAACCGUUGUUACUUUAAAAGAAGUAAGAAGCACUAGUAAACUAAGUAUGAUUGAUAGUUCCCUGAAACAUGAGUUUAUGCUGGAAUUUUUAAAUUCUUAUCAGUGUUUUGUUUUGUUCUUGAAAUCCCCAAAUAGAACAUGACUUGGCAUAAAGGAAAUAUCAACUUUAUUGAUAGCUUCUGGGAGGGGAGGGUAGAGAGGGGUGUUUGGACAAUCUCAGUUGUUGUGUGUAGGAUAAACAUGCAGUCCCAGUGAUCAAAAUGAAAAUUCUUACAAAAGGCUGUGGAAAUAUCAGCCAAAUGUCAAUGUAGGAUGUUUUCCAGAGCAAUAAUUUUUA